Molecule: messenger RNA, 1831 nt
Organism: Cylas formicarius (sweet potato weevil)
Lineage: Eukaryota; Metazoa; Arthropoda; Insecta; Coleoptera; Brentidae
Product: chitin deacetylase 1-like
Exons: 9
Coding region: 205-1638 (477 amino acids)
Biological process (GO): carbohydrate metabolic process
Cellular component (GO): extracellular region
Molecular function (GO): hydrolase activity, acting on carbon-nitrogen (but not peptide) bonds; chitin binding
Source: RefSeq, a predicted model, not a curated record
AGCUUUAGUCGAUAUGGUGCAAGGAAAGUACCGCCACAUUUCAAACAUUUAUCUGCUCGACAGCUUUAAACAAGAAGUAACAGCGGCUGCAGGAACACCGACGAUCGCAAGAACCGUCGCGUCUUAAACUAUAUCGCAGGCAAACAUUGUUCAGUUCGGUCGCAGGGAAAGUGAGUGUCAGUGUCGAGGUAGAAAUCGAAAGAAAUGAAAUUUUUGACUGUGUUUAGUGCGGUGUGUGUAAUUUUUAUCGCUGAAGUUAACGGCCAAAAUGACAAGAAAGGUGAAGAAUUUCAGUGCCCAUCGUCUAUCGGUACAGGAAAUUUUGCCGACCCUGCUACUUGCAGGCGAUUUUACCAGUGUGUCGAUGGCUAUCCAUACCUAAACAGGUGUCCUUCGGGGCUCUAUUUUGAUGACAUUAGUAAAUUUUGCACAUUCCAAAACGAAGCCAGAUGUGGUCCUCUUGCCUCAACUCCGGCACCAAUAACCGAACCACCGCUAGAUUUGGCGACUAAAUGUAAUCUCGCAGAGUGCCAAUUGCCAUACUGCUUUUGCUCCAAGGACGGUACCAUUAUCCCGGGUGGCUUAAAACCCGAAGAGACGCCGCAAAUGAUUUUAUUAACAUUCGAUGGAGCUGUAAACCUGAACAAUUACGAGCACUACAAAAAAGUGUUGAAUGGGAGAAGGAAAAAUCCCAACGGAUGUCCUAUAAAAGGAACGUUUUUCGUAUCACACGAGUACAGUAAUUAUCAGAUGAUUCAAAAAUUAGCCAGCGAAGGGCAUGAAAUCGCCACCGAAACAAUAUCACUGCAGGCGGGUCUUCAAGACAAAGGAUAUGAAGAAUGGGUAGGCGAGAUGGUCGGUAUGAGAGAAAUUUUAAAACAUUUUGCCAAUAUUUCCAAAAGUGAAGUGGUUGGGAUGAGAGCGCCAUUUCUUAAACCGGGAAGAAACACCCAAUACAAGGUCUUGGAAGAAUUCGGUUAUAUCUACGAUAGCUCCGUUGGUGCUCCAGCCUUACCUAUUCCGGUAUGGCCGUAUACCUUGGACUACAAAAUACCACACGAGUGCAAAUCGGGAACAUGUCCCACCAAAUCCUUUCCAGGAGUUUGGGAAGUUCCGCUGAACGCUCAUUAUGUAGAAGGUUUCGAAGGUGGCCACUGUCCGUAUUUAGACCAGUGCGUGCUUCACAACCACGAUCCCAACGAAGUUUUCGAGUGGUUACAAGAAGAUUUCGUGAGAUACUACGACCAAAACCGCGCGCCCUAUAUGAUGCCAUUCCACACGAACUGGUUUUCUAUCAAAGAAUUGGAGAAAGGCCUAGAAAAGUUCCUCGAUUGGGUGGUCACACUGCCCGACGUGUGGUUUGUGUCUACGACACAGGCUCUCACGUGGAUGACAGACCCUAAGAUCGUCAACCAGUUGAAAAAUUACGAACCCUGGAGCUGCGCUAAGAAGGAUAAUCUGCCUCCGACGCCUUGUAACGUGCCUAACAAGUGCGCGCUGAGUUUUAAAAGGGAAAACUUCACCGACACGAGAUAUCUGGAAACGUGUUUCGACUGUCCCAAUCAGUAUCCGUGGCUAGGAGACGCCAGCGGGUCAGGGAUUCCUGGCAAAGACAAUUAUGUGCCUGAUAAUUUGUGAACGCGAGUGAGCAACCACCGAAUGUUGUUGUUGCGCCGCCGUUAAUGUUCCAGUUGAGGGUUGAUGUUUUUUCGAGAGAGUGCAGUAAAUGGCGGAACAUGAAACCAAAACGAAACCUUUGUUAUUUAUAAAUUAUAUCAAUAAAGCACAUAGUUUUUAUUUGUAGAGUAAUUCGGACAUCAAAUUUCAAUAA